Messenger RNA from Mytilus californianus (California mussel), 1509 nucleotides. RefSeq names its product neurotrypsin-like. Gene Ontology annotation, cellular component: membrane. Gene Ontology annotation, biological process: proteolysis. Bases 2 to 961 code for a protein of 319 amino acids. Gene Ontology annotation, molecular function: serine-type endopeptidase activity. The transcript has 6 exons. The record is from RefSeq and is a predicted model, not a curated record. NCBI's taxonomy places the organism in Eukaryota, Metazoa, Mollusca, Bivalvia, Mytilida, Mytilidae.
UAUGCAUAGUCAUCGAAAUCUUUCCAAGAUGAGAACUGGACAAAUUUGGAUGGAUAAUGUCAAAUGUAACGGAAGUGAACAAUCGAUAUUUGAUUGUAUCGGAAAUCCAUUUGGAAUCAAUGACUGCGUGCACAAGGAAGAUGUGUGGAUUACUUGUCAGCCAGGUUGCGGGUUUCAAUUUUUCCCAAUACUAGAAAGAAGUUAUCGGAUAGUUGGAGGGCAGGCAGUUACAAAAGGAAGCUGGCCUUGGCAAGCGUCGAUUUUGUUAACUCUACCUACAGGGAUAGAAGAACCUUUUUGUGGUGGAACAUUGAUAGAAAGUCAGUGGGUUCUGACAGCAGCACACUGCUUCGACAGGUUAAAAGAUGUGUCGAGUGUCCGUGUCAGACUGGGUGACUUUAAUAAGGAUGUUCACGAAAGUCAAGAACAGGAAUUUAGCAUCAUGCAGCUAAUUAAACACAACUGGUACAGAAUUGGAAGACAUCCAGCUGAUAUAGCACUCAUUAAGUUGGAUAGACCAGCCGUGACAACUAGAUACGUGCAGAAUAUUUGUUUACCAGGUACAGACACACGUCCAUUCAAUGGUAGCGACUUCUGUUAUGUGAGUGGAUGGGGAGAUACUAGAGGUACAGGCAAUAAAAGUAUAAUGCAGCAAGUAAGAGUGCCAAUAUUUUCAUAUACUGAUUGUCGAAGUAAAUAUGGGACAGACUUGCCCCCCGGUAUGAUAUGUGCUGGAUACGAAAUGGGAGGAAAAGAUGCAUGUCAGGGAGAUUCCGGAGGACCAUUAAUGUGUAGACGAAAUAAUCAGUGGACAAUAGCAGGGGUUGUAUCCUGGGGAGAUGGAUGUGGCCGUAUGAAUAAGCCGGGUGUUUAUACUGAAGUAUCAACUUACUUAAAAUGGAUACUCAAUAUUCUCCACCCUCCUCCAACAACUUCGGUCAUAUCACAGGCAUUUGGAUGAAUAAAAAAGACGAAGAAACAAAAGAACUGUUCGCAGAAAAAGAACUUUUUAUUUAUAUAUGGUCCAUCAAAAUAACACACAUCCCAACCAAUAUAUAUGUAUUCCAACGCAUAAAAUGUUAUUAUCAAUUACACUUUUUGUAAAAUUCUUAAGACAUAUUUUAAAUUCUUAUCUUUGGAAUACUUUUUAAGUACCGAGUAUAUCAUCAAAUGGAGAUAUAACAGUGUAUACACAUUUUAUUAAUACAUCUAUGUUUGUAAAUAAUGACAUUCAGUUUCAUAGUCAAAAAAAUAUUGAUGUCAUUUGGUAGUGUUAAACAUAUUUUUCUGUCAAUUGGGGAAAAAAAAAUCCGCUUCAGAAAAUAUUACCAUUUAAUCCUGACUGAUAACAACACAACUGUACAAUCGUAGUGUCACUUUUGAUGUGUUUGUUUUAACACCUACUGCAGAAUGUCUUGUGACAUUCAAAUCUGUAUUUCAUUGUAUGAAUCUCAUAACUGAUUAUGUUUUACUCUAUUUUUGAUAUGACAAUAAAAAAGUUAAAAGGUA